Astrephomene gubernaculifera is the source of this 2056-nucleotide messenger RNA. NCBI's taxonomy places the organism in Eukaryota, Viridiplantae, Chlorophyta, Chlorophyceae, Chlamydomonadales, Astrephomenaceae. The record is from the annotation of a GenBank genome assembly.
GCAACACAUAGGACAUAACCAAACAACUACAUGAGCUUACAAACUGAGUCGUCUUGCUCUUUUUGGUGCCAGCGUUUGCAUUUCGGUUCCUUCCCGUUGGCAACUAUGCGGUAGCUUAUGAUCAAGGUUAUCUGGUGAAGAAAGAUUAGGCCGACCUUGUCUGUUGCUUCCUUGGGCGCCAAUGGCGCGUGUAGGCUCUGUGUUAGCACUCAUAUUGCUUGGCCUCCUCGCAUGGCCGUCAACUAUUAGCGGUUCGAACAUUCCUGAGAGCGCUCGAAAGCUUGAAGGCGGUGGGGCAGCCGACUCCGACGACAUUGUAUGCUUCAUCGUCCGCACAUAUUGGGGCCAUGGAGACGCCUGGGGUGAUAAAUCACUACGGCGGAUACUGUGGUCCUUACGGAACCAGACGGUGGAUAGGUGGGAGGCGCUGCUGGUUGUGAUGGACAACCGCCCCUUCCCCGACCUGCACCGCAUCCUGCGGGAGCUCAACGACUCGCGCAUCUGGGUGCAGGCAGAGUGGAUCAACUACAAGUACUACCCCAAGAAGGAUGGCGUGUGGGCGCCCGGCUACCACAACAAACUGUACAACCUGACGGACCUCGCCGUUCGGGCCUGCCCCGAGCGCACUCGCUGGGUGGUCAUCACCAAUGGGGAUAACCAGUACGACAGCCGCUUCGUGGAGACGGUGUUCUCCUCGCCGCCCGACACGGACGUGGUGGCGGUGGACUUCUACAGCAGAUACCAGCGACCCACGGCUCCCCCCUGCGAGCGCUUCGAGGAGGGCCCCGGCCUGCCCCCCUGCAAGGAGAACGACAUGCGCUUCUGCCAGACUGACCUGGCCGCCAACGCGCACCGGCUGUCGCGGCUGCUGGCGGAGGAGCGGCGCUGGGGGCUGGUGGACCCCACCGGCACGCACGGCGCAAACGACGGCAUCAUGGCGCAGAUGCUCAAGUCGGCGGGCUGGAAGGUGCACUACGUGCGCGGUCGCUGCCUGGUGAACCACGCGCCCAGCCCGCAGCAGUGCGCCCUGGCCGGCGGCAUCUGGGACGACUCCCUCAACUGCCAGGCAAGCAGCUUCGGAGGCAGCUGCGUGACCGUCAGGAGUGUGUACGACCGCAUGAACGCGCAUCCCGACAUGUACGAGCUGCUGGAGCUCAACGUGACGUACGACAGGGGCAGCUUCGGGUACAGCAAGCACGACUUCAUCGAGUUGCGAUGCAUGCGCACUGUGAACCGCUCGCUGUGGUUCCAGGAACAGACGUUCGGCCGCGUGUGUGCUGCUCAAGUGGACUUGGCGGCGAUGCCGGCGGACCUGCCGCCGCACCCCUGGGACGAGUGGGUGCCGCCUGCGUCUGGGGAGCAGCACGGCGAGGAGGAAGAGCGGGAGAAGGCCGGCGAAGAGGGCGGGGAGGAGAAAGGCCGUACGGUAGAAUGGAAAGGUGAUGAGGAAGGAGGAGAUGGGGUUUGGAAGCCUGUGGUUGGAAAAGAUGCGGCGAAGGGAGAGCAACAUCCCGAGCUGUAAGCAUUCAAGAAUGCAGUGUAUUGAACGCCAAAGCCGGUUGUUGGAGGUCCCAUGGACACUGGGACACUGGAUGUGGACACUGGGGUGAACCAUAUGGUUACAUGAACGUGCGCAGGGCUGGGCAAGUUGGUGAGGAGGUAUCCGGAGGUGCCUCUGACUCUUUCGGGUGAGUGAGACGGCGCGAAGUCGUGCUGUCCAUGCUAUCACGCACGCGUACUUUGCAUGAAGGUGUGUUUAUCGUGCGCGGCUGGAUGGGGCGAGCGCUGGGAUACACACAUGUUGUGUGAAGGAGAUGCGGGAAGAAGGAGGAUGCAUGGACUCGUGUGAUUCGGUACAUGCAAGCUGACCAUGCAGGUGACCCAGCUAGGCGAACCUUUGCAGCCACAUUUGGGGUCUGGGGCUGCGUGGAUGACUGCACCAUGUUUAGGUUCGGUGAGCUGGGCCGGGCAUUAUUAACCCCGUGUUUGACACCCCCGCCCACGUUUCUUCUCAGGCUAUCCUCCAUGCCUUUGCAAGUAGGCCAACCGUCGUUAG